AUGAUAGCUGGCGCUUCGCAGCCGGAGAGGCCCAUUUUCGAGCUCAAGAAGUGGAAUGCUGUCGCCUUGUGGUCUUGGGAUUUGGAAGUCGAUACAUGUGCUAUUUGUCGCAAUCAUACGAUGGAUUUGUGCAUUGAUUGUCAGGCCCGGGCAGAUAGUGCGUCGGAGUGUACUUUGGCCUGGGGAACAUGCAACCAUGCUUUCCAUCUUCAUUGUAUUUCUAGAUGGUUGAAGACUAGACAAGUUUGUCCUCUAUGCAAUUCUAAUUGGGAGUUUCAGCGUUAUGGACAUUAG
Molecule: messenger RNA, 294 nt
Organism: Gregarina niphandrodes
Lineage: Eukaryota; Apicomplexa; Conoidasida; Eugregarinorida; Gregarinidae
Product: putative ring box protein 1
Exons: 1
Coding region: 1-294 (97 amino acids)
Biological process (GO): protein ubiquitination; ubiquitin-dependent protein catabolic process
Cellular component (GO): nucleus; cullin-RING ubiquitin ligase complex
Molecular function (GO): cullin family protein binding; zinc ion binding; ubiquitin protein ligase activity
Source: RefSeq, a predicted model, not a curated record